AUGGCAAGGUCGCAGAGCCGGCAUGGGAAAGGUAAGGCUAUUGGCAUGGGACUUCACUGGGUCUUUAACAGCAAAGAGCCGUUUAUGUUCUACAUGAAUGCCUUGAAAGAUCAUCAUCAAGUCCUUGAUAUUUCCAUCGCCAUGAAGAUCCUAGGAGGCAGCCAGACUUACGACCGUGAAGGACUUGGACAUGUCAGACUAGAUCUUCAGACAUCACUUCACAAGCAAAUCGUCCAUGAGCAGAAUAAUCGCAAUUCUGUCUCCACAGCUCUAACACUGUUGUCGGCUGCUCCAGAGUCCGACCAAGACUGCAACGUAGCAGACACUGAGAUGACCGACCAGAAUCCUGUGCGCUAUCUGGAUUUUGACUUGAACAAGAAUCAAAUGUGUCUUCAGGAGUAUCUUCGAGGCUUGUAUCGCAAGUCACUUAGGAUUGGUUCUGUCGCCUUGAGUGACAGCGCAAAAUUCCCUCGGACUGUUUCAACUUGA
Molecule: messenger RNA, 489 nt
Organism: Pseudovirgaria hyperparasitica
Lineage: Eukaryota; Fungi; Ascomycota; Dothideomycetes; Acrospermales; Acrospermaceae
Exons: 3
Coding region: 1-489 (162 amino acids)
Source: RefSeq, a predicted model, not a curated record